Molecule: messenger RNA, 1374 nt
Organism: Carlito syrichta (Philippine tarsier)
Lineage: Eukaryota; Metazoa; Chordata; Mammalia; Primates; Tarsiidae
Product: transmembrane protease serine 11B
Exons: 10
Biological process (GO): proteolysis
Cellular component (GO): plasma membrane; extracellular region
Molecular function (GO): serine-type endopeptidase activity
Source: RefSeq, a predicted model, not a curated record
GUAUUUUGUGGUCAUAGAGCUGAGGGGGAAAAUGACACAACUACUGAAAUUUUAGACUUUGCUCAAGGUGGAAGAAAGGGUUAUACUGUUUCAGCAGCAACAUUGUUCGUCCGUGAAAAGAUAGAGAAGCCUGGCGUGUCUUCCCAGAGAAGAUCUUGGCCACUGUGGAUGAUGGUCUUUAUUUUUCUUGGUGUGGUGGCAAUCUUGGGAGUAACUAUUGGACUUCUUGUUCAUUUUCUGGCAAUUGGGAAGAUUUACUAUUAUCAAGGUGAUUUUUAUAUUUCUGGAAUCACAUACAAUGAUAAUUGUGAAAAUAAAACUUCACAAGCCAGCACAAACCUAAGCAAAGAUAUUGAGACAAAGAUGUUAAAUGCAUUUCACAAUUCCAAUAUAUAUAAGGAAUAUGUCAACUCUGAGGUCAUCAAACUUAUACCUUAUGCCAAUGGUUCGAGUGUACAGUUACAGCUGACAUUCAAGUUUCCUCCGGCAAAGAGAGACAGCAAGAGAACUGAAAUCAAGGCUAUCUUACAUCAGAUGUUGAAAGACAACGUGGCAUCCUGGAAUGCAGUUCCUGCUUCCAUUAAACUUAUGGAGAUCAGCAAGACUAAGUCUGAAAUGCUUACCAACAACUGUUGUGGGAGACGACUAGACAACAGUAUCAUCGCUGGCAACAAGAUUGUGAAUGGACAAAAUGCCCUGGAGGGGGCAUGGCCAUGGCAGGCCAGUAUGCAGUGGAAAGGCCAGCACUACUGUGGAGCCUCUUUGAUCAGCAGCAGGUGGCUACUAUCCGCAGCUCACUGCUUUGCUGCGAAAAGUAAUUCGAAAGAUUGGACUGUCAACUUUGGAACUGUGGUAAAUAAACCGUAUAUGACAAGGAAAGUUCAAAACAUCAUUUUUCAUGAAAAUUACAGCAGUCGUGAAGGGCAUGAUGACAUUGCCCUUGUACGGCUUACAGAGGAAGUUUCUUUUACAAAAUACGUCCGUAAGAUUUGUCUUCCUGAUGCCAAAAUGAAGCUCUCACAAAAUGACAGUGUUGUUGUUACAGGAUGGGGAAGACUUCAUACGAAUGGUCCCCUUCCAGUGAUACUCCAACAAGCUUUUUUGAAGAUUAUUGACAACAAAAUCUGCAACGCCCCAUAUGCAUUUUCUGGCUUUGUGACUGAUACAAUGUUAUGUGCUGGGUUCAUGUCGGGAGAAGCAGAUGCGUGUCAGAAUGAUUCUGGAGGACCUUUAGCUUACCCUGAUUCCAGAAAUAUUUGGCACCUUGUUGGAAUAGUAAGCUGGGGUGAAGGAUGUGGCAAAAAGAAUAAGCCAGGUGUCUAUACCCGAGUGACUUCCUUCCGCGAUUGGAUUACAACCAAGACUGGGCUAUGA